UUUCCCAUUAUUUUUCUAAGGGAGAAAAGGCCAAAUGGGGGAUGCUAAAGUAGAAAAACUGAAAAGAAAACGGAAAACUUUCUAGAAUAUAAAAUGGUAUAGGCUUAUGGGCUUCACAUAUCUUCUCAUUGCUUCUUUUCUCAAACCACCCUUAUCAGUUUAUUCAUCGAUGGAGUCCGAAGCUUCCAUGUCCUUACAGUCCCUACAAAUGUGCUUCUCCUUUAUAUUUUUCUCUUUCACCCUUUGUUUCUCUCUCUUCUCUCUCUCUUUGUUACUAGUUAGAGUGAAGCUCUGGUGUAGCUGCGACGUCUGUCAUAGUUUUCUAACGUCUAGUUGGUCGAUCCAAUUCGAUAAUCUCUGCGACUGGUACACCCACCUACUGAGAAAAUCGCCCAGCCAAACGAUCCAUAUCCAUGUCCUCGGCAACAUCGUCACGGCAAACCCGGAUAACGUCGAGUACAUGCUCAAGACAAGGUUUGACAACUACCCGAAAGGGAAACCUUUCUCUACUAUUCUUGGGGAUCUCUUGGGUCAGGGUAUCUUCAACGUCGACGGCGAGCAUUGGAAGUUCCAGAGGAAAAUGGCGAGCCAUGAACUCGGGAGUCUCUCCAUAAGAUCUUACGCCUUGGAGGUCAUUUCCAACGAGAUCCAACAUCGUCUUCUACCACUUCUCUCGUCGGCGGCAUCGAAGGGUGGGUUCUUGGAUCUGCAAGACGUGUUUCGCCGAUUUUCUUUUGAUAGCAUUUGCAAAUUCUCGUUUGGGCUUGACCCUGGCUGUUUGAAAUUGUCGUUGCCUAUGUCUGAGUUCGCCAUGGCCUUUGAUUUGGCAUCGAAAUUAUCGGCGGAAAGAGCGUUGGUGGCAUCACCGUUGAUUUGGAAGAUCAAGCGGCUGUUAAAUUUAGGUACAGAGAAGGAGCUUAAAGAGUCAAUCCGAAUGGUCAACUUGCUAGCCGACGGGGUGAUAAGGCAAAAGAGAACCAUGGGAUUCGAGAACCAGAAAGACCUGCUUUCAAGGUUCAUGGGUUCGGUCAACGAUGAUAUGUACCUGAGGGACAUCGUCAUAAGCUUCCUUUUAGCCGGUCGCGACACGGUUGCAUCAGUAUUGACCAGUUUCUUCUGGUUACUAGCAAAGCACCCGCAGGUGGAGGGAAUGAUAAGGCAGGAGUCGGACCGGAUCAUGGGGUCCCAAUCCCACCAGGAGGAGGAAGAGCUGGCGAGCUUCAUACAAAUUAGGGAGAUGCAUUACCUGCAGGCGGCGGUUUACGAAAGCAUGAGGCUUUACCCGCCCGUACAGUUCGAUUCCAAGUACGCAGAAGAUGACGACGUGCUACCGGACGGUAAGGUGGUGAGGAAGGGGACUAGGGUGACGUACCACCCCUACGCCAUGGGGAGGAUGGAACAGGUGUGGGGCCCUGACUGCCUUGAAUUCAAACCGGAGAGGUGGCUCAAGAACGGUGUGUUUUCACCGGAGAGUCCCUUCAAGUACCCGGUCUUCCAAGCUGGGUUAAGGGUGUGUUUGGGAAAAGAAAUAGCACUGAUGGAGGUGAAAAGCGUGGCCCUAGCCCUAGUCCGACGGUUUCAAGUCGAGGUGGUAAAGCCGAGUCUGUCACCGAGGUUUGCUCCGGGGCUCACCGCUACGGUGAGUGGAGGGCUUCCCGUUCUGGUUCGAGAGAGAGAGGAGAGGAGACUGGAGACUGGAGACGUUAGGUACAGUCUUCAGGAAUAUGCAAGACAGAUGCAACCCUUUAGCAGAAUCUGAAGAACAUGACCUGCUUUCUCUCCAUGUGUAGUGUGGAGUCUGACGUCUGCGAGAAGAGGAAAUGAAGUGUGGAGUGUAGGGAGAGAGGGGCGUGGACCUCGAAACGAUUGCAUGCAGAUCAAGUGGAGGAUACUGUACAGAGGUGGAGGGGUUGGUGGUUCAGAGACGUGUCUUGUACCCGGCAGCAUGUUCGUUUCGUGUCAAUUAAAAAUGCCAGAGAUAGGAUUUCAUCUCCUCGGGGUUGUACAUAUUCGAUAUUAUCACUGCUUAAAUGUAACAAAAGAAUAAUGGCAGUUAAGGUGUAAAAAAUAAAAAUCCUCUUCCAUGAUGUGUUCUGGCCGGAGUAUAUAUAUAUAUUUUAAAGAUUUUAUGAAUGAUCCCAUUGACAGGCA
This is a messenger RNA of Macadamia integrifolia, 2151 nucleotides long. Its product is annotated as cytochrome P450 94C1-like. The coding region runs from base 107 to 1759 and encodes 550 amino acids. The record is from RefSeq and is a predicted model, not a curated record. The transcript has a single exon. NCBI's taxonomy places the organism in Eukaryota, Viridiplantae, Streptophyta, Magnoliopsida, Proteales, Proteaceae. Gene Ontology annotation, molecular function: heme binding; monooxygenase activity; oxidoreductase activity, acting on paired donors, with incorporation or reduction of molecular oxygen.